AUGAUAGCCUUAGGCUUCAUCUUGAUGUUCCUACCCGCCAUCUUCGUGGGGUUACGCGUCUGGGCUCGGCGCCUCUGUGGCGCUCGAAUGGGCUCGGACGACUACACUAUCUUCGCCGCCUUGUUAUUCUGCACCGCAGUCUGUAUCUGUCAACUGAUCGGAGCCAUCGAUGGACAACUGGGCCAAACCCAGGCAACCUAUCCCAAUGGGGAGCCCAUCCUGGACGACCCACGGUUUCUAACCUACGAACGGGCCAAAUUCGCGCUGCAUAUGCUAUCCGUGAUGGGCGUGGGGCUCAGUAAAGCGUCGGUGAUCCUGCUGUAUAUGCGCAUCUUCCACACACGGACGUUCCGGCGGGUGUGCCAGGGGUUCCUGGGCCUGGUCAUUGCGUGGACGGCGGUGAUGUUCUUCGUGUGCCUGUUCCAGUGCUACCCGGUGACGGCGCUGGUGGAGGGUUUCUACGGCAACAAGUGCAUCAACACAAUGGUGUUCUACAACGGGCUGAGCGGGUCGGACAUGGUGCUGGACGUGUGCGUGCUGCUGCUGCCAAUCCCGAUGGUGCUGCGCGUCAAGCUGGAGGCGCGACAGAAGGCAGCGGUGCUGGGGAUGUUCCUGCUGGGCGCGCUGGCCGUCGCCUCCAGCAUCGCUCGCCUGGCCGCCUUCAUCGAGUGCGAGCGCGUCCUCCUCACCCACUACAACAACGAGACCUACUACACCUCCGGCGUCUUCAUCUGGACCGUCGUCGAGCUGGCCCUCGCCAUCAUCAGCGCCUGUCUGCCCACCCUGCGCCCGCUCUUCUUC
Molecule: messenger RNA, 801 nt
Organism: Aspergillus japonicus CBS 114.51
Lineage: Eukaryota; Fungi; Ascomycota; Eurotiomycetes; Eurotiales; Aspergillaceae
Exons: 3
Source: RefSeq, a predicted model, not a curated record